AUGCUCACCGAAACCCGGCGUGAUGUUGAGAAUUUAAUGAAUCGGAUUUCUGGAUUUCGCCAGUUGCUAAUUGUUUGCACUCUAGUGAACAAUUUUAUUCAUAUUAAUUAACACUAUGAUUCUUUGAAUAAAAGUGCUUUCGGGUAUUUAGUGGCCAAACAUUUGUGAAUCUUUCCAUUUACGUAAAUCCAUUGAAUAAAUAGUGUUAAUUUAUAUAAUUCAUUCAUUGAAAUUGAUCUACAUUAUUAUGUCGAAUAUGAAACCCGACGCUAAAGCAAACAUUAGUAUGGUUUUCAAUGAGAAAAACAUCAAAACUUCAAAAUUAGAAAAUGAACCGGCCACAUUUGAAGAAGCAAUUACAGCAACAACAUUUGGCAAAUUUAAUAUCAUAUUAUUUCUCAUCGUGAUUCCAACCGUGUUUGCGACCAUGUUUGAAACGACAGCGAUUGCGUAUGUUGUUCCAGUAGCACAAUGCGAUUUAAAUUUGAAUUUGGAAGAUAAAGGAUAUUUAAUUUCUGCAACUUACUUAGGAAUGGUUUUAAGCGCAAUGGUAUGGGGUUUUCUGUCAGAUACGUUGGGACGUAGAAGGGUAAUCAUCCUUGGACUAUUCUUAAAUGGUAUUUUUGUUACUAUGGGUGGGCUUGCUCAGAGUUUUGGUGUUUUAAUAUUUGCGAAAUUCAUGGGAGGUUUUAUUAUUAAUGGUCCUUAUGCUAUUGCGACAACAAUUAUCUCUGAAUAUCACUGUGCGAGACAUCGCGCCAAAGCAAUUCUAUGCAUUGGAAUGAUUUUCUGUGCAGCCAAUAUUGUAUUACCACUAAUGUCGCUUGGAAUCUUCUCGGCACCAAUAGAUUUUAACAUUCUUGGAUUAAAAAUUCAUUCAUGGAACAUAUUAAUAUUGAUAACAGCACUUCCCAGUUACAUAAGCUUCAUUGGUUUUUACAUUUUUAUACCUGAAACGCCCAAAUUUCUGAUGACAAGCGGAUGCAAUGAGGAAGCCCUGAGGGUAUUUAAAAAAGUGUAUGCAUGGAACACUGGUAACCAUCCCGACACAUUCCCAAUCAAAGCCCUUGUGGACGAGAACAAGUUGUCGGAGCACGUUGUCUCCAGUGAUAAGCUGGAGGCGUUCAAAAAUGGCUUCGCGCAAAUGAAGCCUUUGUUCAUGAAACCACAUUUGUCAAAAAUUGUAUUUGUAUGCACCUUGAAAUUGGGCACGUUAAUGGGAUUGAAUAGUUUGCGGUUAUGGCUUCCACAAUUAUUCGCUUUUAUUAAUGACUACAUGUAUAAACACAACGUGGAUGCGGAUAUCUGUGUGAUUUUGGAAGAAAACAUCUAUAAAAACAGUUCAUUGGCUAAUACAUUAGAAGAAAGCCGUAUGUCACUACGAAUUGACGAGGAAGCAGCUAUUGACUGCACAGUGAACUAUAGUAACAGUUUUGUUUACUAUAACUUAAUGGUCAUCUCAGUGGGAACAAUUGCGGGUUAUUUGUUCGUUGGCACGCUGAUUAACCUUCUUGGAAAGAAAGUUCUUUAUGUGACUUUGGGAGUUAUUUCCGGUGUAUCCGCAAUGUCUCUGUAUUUCGCACCGAAUUCAUACGCAGUGACGGCUUUAUCCACUUCAUGUUUAGCAUUAUCUGGCAUUAACUCCAAUGUGCUAAUGUCGAUUAUCAUCGACCUAUUUCCGACCACAUUAAGGACGACGGCCGUGGCACUUGCGCUAAUGAUUGCACGCUUGGGCUCGAUGGUCGGCAAUCUCAUCUUUCCGUACUUAAUCAACGCUGGAUGCUGGCAGCCGUUUCUCUACGUUGGUUCCACUACAUUUAUGUGUGCCUUAAUGGCCAUUAUGCUGCCUCGUACCGAUAUGAAGGCAUAUGGGCCCGCCGACUUUGAGACCGCCAUCGCCGCCACCGGCCUCGGCAAGUUCAAUCUGCUCAUGCUCCUCAUCUCCAUUCCAUCCGGAUGGGCCUCCGUGUUUGACACUAAGACCAUGAGCUAUGUAGCGCCAGUCGCACAGUGUGAUCUUGAGCUGAGUCUUGAGGACAAAGGAUUGUUAAAUGCCAUCACCUACAUAGGUAUUUUAUCCUCUGGAUUUAUUUGGGGAUUCUUGGCAGACACAUACGGCCGCAAAAGACUUUUAGUUCUUUGUUAUUUGUUGGAUACUGUAUUUAUCUUCUUGGCUGGCAUCUCACAAAACUUUACAAUGCUCUUAGUCACAAAAUACUUAGCUGGUUUUGUAAUGAAUGGACCAAACGCAAUUUUGAUUUCUUUACUCUCAGAGUUUCAUAGCAAGAAGCAUCGUGCGCGUUUCUUUCUCUUGCAGGGAUUAUUUAGUAAUCUAGCUAAUAUAAUACUACCGAUGAUGGCUUGGGUUAUAUUCCAGGAUUAUGUACGUCUGGAGUUUUACAACGGACUGAAACUGAACUCUUGGAAUAUUUAUAUUCUGGUGUGUGCUUUGCCGAGUCUGAUUAGUGGUUUAGCUAAUUUGGCGUUACCAGAGAGUCCGAAGUUUUUGAUGUCAGUUGGCAAAAAUGAGGAAGCUAUGGCUGUAUUUAAAACUGUAUAUAGUUGGAAUAGUGGAAAAGAUCCAGAUACGUAUCCUAUUAAAUCAUUGAUUGAUGAAACUCGCGAUCCAAAUGAAGGCAACAAUAACGGCAGUCCAUCAAAAGCGGCAAAAAAAGAAAGUUGGAAAUCAAAAUUGAAGAAUAUCUUGGAUCUUUUUUGUCCCCCACAUGUUUUUAUCAUCAUAUUUUUAAGCGCCGUACAAAUGGGAUACAAAAUGGGGUUAAACUCUUUGAAAAACUGGGUUCCUCAAUUAUUCGCCGCCAUGAAUGAUUACCAUACUUCCCACAACACUUCCACUGUAGAUUUCUGCGAUGUGCUUGAAACAAUGACACACCAACAUCGUAACAUUAGUACACAUUGCACAGUGAACUAUGACCACGACAAUGUUUACACGAAUCUCAUCAUAGUGCAAUCCGCCUCAGUUAUCAGUUUCCUACUUACCGGAUGGGUGAUCAACCGUUUAGGCAACCGUAAUCUGUUUAUCAUCUACGGUGCUGUUUCCGGUAUCGCAGGCGGUGCAAUCUACUUCGCCAAAGAUGUCGUUACCGUUGUGACACUCACCACAAUUUUAACGGCCAUCUCUGCGGUAAACACAGUAGUGCUCAAUGUUUCUGUAACAGAACUGUUGCCGACGCGUUUGUGCACAAUGGCUAUCUCUCUAACGCGCCUUACAGGUCUCGCAGAGACAAUUAUUGGAAACAUAAUAUUCCCGCAUCUGCUGAAAGCCGGAUGUGAGCAACCGUUUAUUUUUGUUAGUGUUAUUUCCAUUGGGUGUUCGUUCCUAGCGCUAUUCUUGCCGAAAGAGAGAGUUCAGUAAUUUGCCAAUCGCGAAGUGUUUUUAAAACUUUUGAUCGAUUUUACGAUUAGGGGCAAAUUUUAUGAACAUUUUUUACGUAUCGUGUGUUUAUUUUUAAAUUUAGAUCGUAAGCGAUUGUGAUAUUAAUUAAAGAUUUCUUAUGCAAAGAAAUCAAUAAUCGUUAUAAACUGUUGUUACAACUGCAUCAUAUAAAUUAUUACAAACUUUAAAAUUUUAUAACAUUAGAAGAUGAAUAAAGGAAUGAGCUAUUAUUGUAUUAAAA
Molecule: messenger RNA, 3638 nt
Organism: Dalotia coriaria
Lineage: Eukaryota; Metazoa; Arthropoda; Insecta; Coleoptera; Staphylinidae
Product: synaptic vesicle glycoprotein 2B-like
Exons: 15
Coding region: 248-3376 (1042 amino acids)
Biological process (GO): transmembrane transport
Cellular component (GO): membrane
Molecular function (GO): transmembrane transporter activity
Source: RefSeq, a predicted model, not a curated record